UAGACUGUGUAAUAAGAAUAAACGAACCUACACAGCCUGAUAACCUUUUCAUACGGUCUCAAGUCAUGAAUUACACUUCCGGUCUUCGUGUUGAUUCAAGCUUGGGAUUUACCUCAGUGUCAUGGAUCCCAUUUUUCUCAGGAUUCAUGGCUUUGGUUUUGUUGGUGAUAUUUAUGAUGGACAAAUGGUUAACUAUUUGUCUAAAGAAUAACAAACCUCGUCGAUUCCCUCUCCCUCCUGGCCCAAAAUCCUUGCCUUUCUUUGGUUGCAUUUUCCAAAUGCUGAAAAACAGACCAACAAAUCGAUGGAUAUGCAAAGUCAUGGAUGAUUUGAAUACCGAAAUCGCAUGUAUCCGCACUUUCGGUGUUCAUAUCAUUCCAGUCACUUCUCCUGAGCUCGCUCGCGAGUUCUGCAAGAAACAAGACUCGAUUUUCUCCAGCAGACCUGUUUUCAUGUCUGCAGAACUUUGUAGUGAAGGAUUCUUGACAACCGCCCUUUCACCUAUGGGCGACCAGUACAAGAAAAUGAAGCGAAUGGUCGUUUCCAGUGUCCUCUCACCUGCUAAACACCAAUGGCUUCAAUGCAAGCGGGCAGAGGAAGCAGAUCAUUUGGUUAAUUAUGUCUACAAUCAGUGCAAGUACAAUGCCACCGGUGGGCUAGUGGACAUAAGAUUGGUUACGCAACACUACUGCGGAAAUGUGAUUAGAAAGAUGAUUUUCAACAUAAGAUUCUUCGGGAAAGGAAUGGAAGAUGGAGGACCAGGUGCUGAGGAAGUUGAACAUAUCAAUGCACUAUUCAAAAUCCUUGCUUAUUUGUAUGCAUUCAGUUUAUCAGAUUACAUGCCCUGGAUGAAGAUUUUUGAUUUUGAUGGCCACCGAAAGAUUCUUACUGAGGCCGUUGCAUGUGUACGAAAGCACCAAGAUCCCGAAAUUGAAAAAAGGAUUAAAAUGUGGGAGAGUGGCGUGAAAAAUGAGGAAGAAGACCUUCUGGAUGUCCUAAUCAGGCUCAAAGAUAGCAACGGCAGACCCCUCUUAACAACUGAGGAGAUCAGAGCACAAAUUACUGAACUAAUGUUUGCGACAGUCGACAAUCCAUCAAAUGCUGUGGAAUGGGCAUUAGCAGAGAUGCUAAAUCAACCCGAAAUUCUUCAAAAAGCCACAGAAGAGCUAGAUGCCGUGGUUGGGAAGGAUAGGCUUGUUCAUGAAUCUGACCUUCCGAGGCUGAAAUAUGUGAAGGCCUGCGUAAAAGAGUCCUUGCGGCUCCAUCCGUUUGCACCCUUUAAUGUUCCUCAUGUAUCCACUCAGGACACCGUUGUUGGUGGCUACUUCAUUCCGAAAGGUAGCCAUGUUAUCCUGAGCCGUCCAGGACUUAGCCGUAAUCCUCGAAUCUGGGAGGAUCCGCUGAUGUACAUGCCUGAGCGCCACAUGAAGGACAUGGAUGAUGCUAGAAUGGAUCUCAACGAUCCAGAAUUAAAUAUGUUUUCCUUCAGCACCGGAAGGCGUGGAUGUCCAGGAGUCCUUUUGGGCUCUACACUCACUGUGAUGUUGCUGGCCAGACUUCUUCAAUGCUUUAGCUGGAAGAUUCCAUCAGGUCUUUCCCAGAUUGAUUUAGCAGAGUGCGAGGAUGCUGGCGUCCUGGCCAAACCUCUCGUUGCAGUUGCUGAACCACGAUUCCCACAGCCCAACUAGGAUGAUGCCUUCUCAACGAUUUACA
Coffea eugenioides is the source of this 1713-nucleotide messenger RNA. RefSeq names its product isoleucine N-monooxygenase 2-like. The record is from RefSeq and is a predicted model, not a curated record. Lineage: Eukaryota; Viridiplantae; Streptophyta; Magnoliopsida; Gentianales; Rubiaceae. Bases 66 to 1688 code for a protein of 540 amino acids. The transcript has 2 exons. Gene Ontology annotation, molecular function: heme binding; iron ion binding; oxidoreductase activity, acting on paired donors, with incorporation or reduction of molecular oxygen.